Portunus trituberculatus (swimming crab) is the source of this 4782-nucleotide messenger RNA. It is a transcript of the gene Ced-12, whose product is annotated as engulfment and cell motility protein 1-like. Gene Ontology annotation, biological process: cell motility; actin filament organization. Gene Ontology annotation, cellular component: plasma membrane. The coding region runs from base 148 to 2310 and encodes 720 amino acids. The transcript is spliced from 16 exons. The record is from RefSeq and is a predicted model, not a curated record. NCBI's taxonomy places the organism in Eukaryota, Metazoa, Arthropoda, Malacostraca, Decapoda, Portunidae.
GUGGUGUAAACAAACCAUAGGCUCGUCUCCCUUGCUGAGUGUAAACAACACCCUCGGCUCACAGGAAGUUCCUAUCAAGUUUGCUUCAUCCUUCUGCAGGCCCAAUUUCUUCAUUUUUUAUUAAGUGGGCGCCAGAUCUAGACGAGGAUGGCGCCUACUAGGGACAUCAACGUGGUUAAGCUUGCAGUGGAAAUGCGGGCAAUGGACUCCAAGACUGUGCCCUUCCUUGGAGAGUUCAGUCUGCAGGACCCUCUGGCAGCAUUUAUUGCUGAGCUGUGUGUCCACUGGAAGGUAGAGCAUCCAGAGAACUUUGCCCUGCAGUACACGGAGCCGUCUGUAUACUAUGUCACUGAGAAGAACAGAAGCAAGAUAAAGGAUGGCACUGUGCUCCACUUGGUCUUCUCGGCGGGCAAAAUGGCGGAAGAUAUAUUGCUGAAACUUCGCAAGACACCUGAUGAGAAAAAGGAUGCACUAGAGAAGUUGGUCCGCUUGAGCAGUGAUCCCACCUUUGCCAAUGAAUUCAUUGGAAAACAUGGAAUGAGUUUUCUGAUCACAUGUUUGGAGAUGGCCAAGCAAGAUUCCCCCAUGCUACCUCUCAUCCUUUCUUCAUUCCUGGAGCUGAUGGACCAUGGAAUAAUGAGUUGGGACAAACUGGAGCCAACGUUCAUUGAAAGAGUUGCCAUGUAUAUUAAUACCCCCACACCAGUUGAUAUGAGGACACUCAACUCUUCCCUCACCAUCCUAGAGAACAUUGUCCUCAACAGCCAGAGGAAGUAUACCAUAGUUGAAAAGCAAGUAACCAUUCCCAAGUUGCUGAACCACAUCUCUAGUAAUAAGAAAGGUGAGAUUCAUCAGGCAGUAUUGGCUCUGGUUAAUGCACUCAUCCAGAAGUCAGAGCCACAGAAGAAGAAGUGGUGUGCCACCCUCACCAACCGCCAGCACCGCACCAUUAUCUAUAACAAUGUAGUUCUGAUGCACAAUGAGAGCACAUCAAGUGGGUCAGACUUGGCACACCAGCUGUAUGUGUUGGAGCAGCUCCUCCUGAACCAGUAUGAGGAGCGCAUGAACACCUCCAUGGACGUGAAUGACCAGGAUGCAACAGAAAAGAUAAAAGAAUUGAGAAAGAUUGCUUUUGAGUCAGAUGGAGAGGUUCCUUCUGGCAUCACUCCACGAAGACCUGAGUACAAAAAGGAGUACAAAAAAUUGGGUUUCAAGAAUGACAUCAAUCCAGCCCAGGACUUCAAGGACACUCCCCCUGGAAUGCUUGCCCUGGACAACAUGAUCUACUUUGCUCGGAACCACACAGACCAAUAUGCAAAGCUGGUGUUAGAGAACUGUUACAGAGCUGACUCCCACGAGUGUCCUUUUGGCCGGGCCAGUAUAGAGCUCACCAAACUGCUCUGUGAAAUUCUUAAGAUAGGAGAUGUGCCCACUGAGCAGGGCCAGAGCUACCACCCAAUGUUCUUCUCCCAUGACUGCAUGUUUGAGGAACUCUUCUCCAUCUGCAUUGUCCUCCUUAACAAAACUUGGAAGGAGAUGAAAGCCACUACAGAAGAUUUCAGCAAGGUGGUGAGUGUGGUGAAGGAACAAAUCAAACGUUCAAUAUUCAAGCAACCCUCAACCUUGGAUGAAUUCAAGAAGGAAAUCAACAACCUGACAUACGCUGGAAUUGCUGAAAUCUGGCGGCAGGAACGACUCAACAACGAGGAACAGGAGAUGCAGGCGCCUCCAAUCAAGGAGCUGCGCCGUGCCCUGGAGCCAGACAUCCUGGAGCUGAUCCAGCAACACCGCCUCAGGUUCUUGGUGGAGGGGACCAGGUUCAAGAUUGCCCGAGGAGUGAGGGCCAAAGACAAGUUCAGGUACUGUCGACUUUCCCCCAACCACAAGUUCCUCCACUAUGUUGACGGUGAUGAAAAGUCUGCCCCCAGCUUGGAUGAGCAGUUCAAGAAAAUCAGUAUUGCAGACAUCAAGAGUGUAGUGACAGGAAAGGAGUGUCCGCACAUGAAAGAAAAAGCAGUAAAGAAGAAUCCUGUCAAUCUAGCUUUCUCUGUACUACUGGACAGUACAGAGACAACUAGUGUAGACUUUGUGGCACCAGAUGAAAGGACAUACAACUACUGGGUUGAUGGACUGAACGCCCUUCACCGUCAGACAAUGCCAAGCCCACAGACCUCAGCAGAUCUGGAAAUCCUACUGAACAUGGAGAUAAAGCUGCGGUUGCUGGAUGCUGAGGGAGUCACCAUUCCCUCCAGCCCUCCUCCAAUACCUCCUCCUCCUCCCAACUACUCAUUCUGCUACCAGCUGCCCUAACUGGAGACAUUGUGAUGGAGGCUGUGCAUCCUUCAUUCAGUAAAGUUAUUUGGUGUGCUGUAUGGUGGUGACUUUACAAGACUUUUCCUCCAAACUAUAUACAGUAUUGUAGUAUUUAAUAUAGGUAAACAAAUCCUUCUUUAUUUGUUCUCUCUUUUCUUCUUUAAUAUUACAAAUCUUUUAGAUAAUAAUCCCAGUGAAUUAGUUUAAGUUUAUGUGGUAACUGCAUGGAAAAAUUGAUCAUAUCAAUAAGUCAUCAAGCCAUUACAUGAUAAAAAGCCUCAUGUCAGUGACAAAUCUCAAUCAGAGGGUUAGUUUGAGUACCUCAGGCAGUUCAGAGGUGAGGUGAGUGGCAUCCUGCUGACCAGCAGGUUCACCUGUAAGUUAUGAAGCUCAAAUAUAUUAAUAAGGAAUUAUGAUAGUUUUCCAAGUCUUCAUUUGAAAAUGUAUAGUAAACUAUGUUACUCUGUUUCACAUGAUGGAAAAUGUUCAAAUUUGUUGGAGUUUUAAAUAGUAAAUAUAUUUUAAUCUCAUGAGUUGCAUACAUAUAUAGUUAGAGACGCCUUACAUCAAGAAUCAACUUUCAGAGCACACUAUUCUAUUCUUAAGGGAAUUAAUAAAAUUUAUGACAUUAUUCCUUUGUACCACAUAACAUCAACCUUCAUUGUUAUGUUGAAGACACUUGUUAUUUUAUUGUUACUUUUAGCCAUUGAAAAUGAUAGAUAGAGCUAUUUUUUAUGGUUAGGGCAUAUUGAGUCAUGCCACAACACAUUUGCUUAUGGUGUUCUGAAUUGUUCACAUAAGUUUUAUUGUACUGGUUCAUCUUGCCAGAAGAUUUGGUUCAUUGUAUUGAUAAGAUAAAUAGUUUAUGCAAUUUUUUUUUUUUUUUUUUUUUUUUUUUUUUUUUUUUUUUUUUUUUUUUUUGUGGAGAGUGCAACACCUGCCCAGAAGAUCUAAAUAGUAAUAUUUAUACCUGGAUUGUGUGAACUUGCAAUGACCUUGCCUUCAAGCUGCUGCUGCUUGCAGGGAAGGUCACUCAGGUGCUAGAACAUACCUGUUAUUUUGAUGCUGAAGAAAAGACAUAACUUUCUUUUGUGAUAUAUUUUGGUAGUUAGAUCAUUAAAAGUACAUAAACACACACACACACACACACACACACACACACACACACACACACACACACACACACACACACACACACACACACAUUACAUCUGAUACCAUUGAUUUGUUUUUUUCUACUAUGUAUAAAAUUAGGAAUAUUGUGAUGAAAAUCAUCAUUCUAUUCUCCAUUUUCUGUGGUUUUCAGUGGAAGCACUGUUAAUCAUAGGAAACAACCUCUUUUUAAUAUGUAUUGUAAAUGUUUCCACAUCAAAUUGUCUCUUGUAAGCCUGCUGUCUCUAGUAUUUACACAUCACACAUCAUCUUUGUAUUCUUGCCUAAAAUUAAAUCAUUGUAGAUUCAUAUUCAUUUUUACACAUAGGAAACAUGGAAUAGUUUCUUAAUUUCUAUUAGAAUUUCAGCACAUUCCAGGGAUCAUUCCACACACUAUUAAUUGAUAAGUGCACACACACACACACACACACACACACACACACACACACACACACACACACACACACACACACACACACACACACACACACACACACACACACACACACACACACACACACACACACACACACUUGUUUUACCUAAUCUAAGACAUGAGGUAUGCUCAUACACAACAACAGUGGAAAGUACCUCUCUGGUAAUGUUACUACUCCUACACAAAGCUCUCUCUCUCUUUUUUUUUUUAUUACUAUUGUUUAAACAAAGUGCUAUACCAAAUUUAGUGUAUGAAGAAAUUUUAAUUUGAAAGCUAUUGUCAUGUGCAUAGUGAGUGGAACUUUAUGAAAAAAAAAAUGAUGAAAAUGUAAACAUAAAAGUAACUGAAUGCUAUCAUUAAAAUAACAUUCAGUCAUUAAUUGUAAGAUUACACUGUGUAUAUUGUGAUUAUUUCUUGUCUCUAUGCCAGAUCCUGAAAAUAUGUUGCUGUGUAAAUAUUGCAUAGUACUUGUGUCUUGCAGCAUAUAUAAAGAUUGCUCACUUGUAUGAUGGAGUUUAAGGAAUAUUUUCUGCAUUGCUGCAGCUUCUGGUAUUCAUUUUCUGAAGCUUGGUAUGUAGUACCGAGAUCCUCUGAUAGCGUCUUGUAAUGGUUCAGAGAUUUUUGGCUGCAUGAAAUAAGUGAAAGUAAUUACUGAUCAUCACAGUUACAACAUAACAAACUGGUCAAUCUGUUUGUGCCAAAGUCUACUAGGUAUUAAUUUGGUUUUUAGCCAUUAAGGAGAAUUAUUAUGUACAGAUACUACAUAAUAGAUAAAGAACAAUUUUAUCUUUAGAUUCCAAUAGUAUGUAGAUCAAAUUCAUCUAUAUAAAGCAUUGGUUUUACAAUAAACUGAAAUUGUAUUUCAUGAUAUUUUAUCUCAA